Molecule: messenger RNA, 2260 nt
Organism: Cucurbitaria berberidis CBS 394.84
Lineage: Eukaryota; Fungi; Ascomycota; Dothideomycetes; Pleosporales; Cucurbitariaceae
Product: P-loop containing nucleoside triphosphate hydrolase protein
Exons: 3
Coding region: 16-1824 (602 amino acids)
Biological process (GO): proteolysis; protein catabolic process
Cellular component (GO): mitochondrial matrix
Molecular function (GO): ATP hydrolysis activity; ATP binding
Source: RefSeq, a predicted model, not a curated record
GUUGCCCCCUCCAAGAUGAUACCCCGAAGAACCCUCACUCUCGCCGCCGUCUGUCCGCGUGCCCGCGCAUCCUACCUUGCUCUCUACAGCAUCGGAAGGUCAUUUCGUCCCUUCUCCUCCUCUCGCCCUAGGCAAUCCUCUUAUAACCGCUCCGACUUCAGCGGCCAGGGCUUCUCCUCGUUCUAUGAGACCGAUCAGCCGACUCGAGGUCCAUUGGGCGGCACAAGCAAUGUGGGGUCAAGUCACGUCACGCCCAAGGUACUGAGGCAGCACUUGGACCAAUUCGUUGUCGAUCAGGACCGCGCGAAGGUCGUCUUGAGUGUUGCGGUCCAUGAGCACUAUUUAAGGAUACAAGAGAUUCAGAGGCAGAAGGAUGAGCAAGCUAGGACUGAGGCUCAGGCGAAGAGGAGAGCGUCGGCGUUUAGACAUCCUGUAGAAGAUGAGUUUCCAGGUCAGCAGCCGACCGUAGAAUUGUAUAAUCACAGCGAGCCGCCAUCGUACAGCGAAGCCCCGUCCUACGGGCCACCAACGUAUGCGUCGAGAGACCCCGACCCGUUGCUAGAUACAACAGAGCACCAGCUGCAAAUAGAAAAGUCCAACGUGCUCAUACUGGGUCCUACAGGCGUUGGUAAGACACUGAUGUGCAAGACUUUGGCAAAGACUUUGGGAAUUCCAAUAUCCAUGUCGGACUGCACGACCUUUACACAAGCCGGUUACAUUGGCGACGAUGUUGAACAGUGCAUCGCUCGUCUCUUCUCGGCCUCCAACUACGACAUAGAAGCUACAGAACAGGGCAUCAUCGUAUUAGAUGAGAUAGACAAGAUUGCCGGGGCGAAGAUCUCCUAUGGGAAGGAUGUCGGUGGAGAAGGCGUGCAGCAAGCCUUGCUCAAGAUCAUCGAGGGCACCACCGUACAGGUGCAGGCAAAGCCUGAGAGGAGUGCAGGUAGGCCAGGGGGUGCUUCAAAUCGUGGAAACCCGCUUGAUGGCUCCCAAAAUUCUACCAUGCCAGGAGGUGGCAAGGGAGAAGUGUUCAACAUUCGAACCGACAACAUCCUCUUUAUCUGUACUGGGGCCUUUUCAAACCUGCACAAGAUCGUCUUAGACCGGAAGUCCAUGGGCAGCAUGGGAUUUGGCGCCUCAAUCCGGACGUCCAACGCACAUGCGGCUGCUGAUGGUGUCAUGAUAACAGGAGCAGAGGCUGCCCUGUUCAAGAAGGACUCACCCUUCUUUGUGCCGCCAGAGGUAGAGACCCCGAAUCCGUUUGGCGUUAGACGGCAGAAAAAAGAGGAGAAGGUGAAUGUACUUGACCAUGUCCAGCCCGCAGACCUCCAGAAGUUCGGCAUGAUCCCCGAGUUAAUCGGUCGAAUACCAACAGUGUGCGCUGUCUCAGCCUUGGACGAGGAAGCGCUGGUUCGUGUUCUUACAGAACCCAAGGACAGCCUCGUGAGACAGGAAGAGCGCAAGUCCUUUCUUAGAAACAUAGAGCUGCGGUUCACGAGCGGUGCUCUACGCGAGAUCGCACGCAAGGCCAGCAAGAUGGGCACAGGCGCUCGCGGAUUGCGACAUGUCGUCGAUCAGCUGCUCCUGCAGGCCAAAUAUGAGACGCCUGGGUCGACCGUCAAGCACAUUCUCGUCACGCAGGACGUCGCCCUUCUCAAGCGCGCACCCCUGUACUUCCACCGCGGACAGUCUGCCGCCUUUCAAGCUACUAUUACCCAGGAAGAGGAGAAGUGGGAGGAAGAGCUCCGCAGCAAAGAAGACCCGAGUACUGGUCCUGUCCACACCUUUGAAGAAUACAGGAAAGCCGGUGCUGCAGGCUUUUAGCCUACAUCGACUGCAGAUGGCGCCACCAAACUUCACACCCACCAUGAAGUACUGCAUAGGUUCGCAGAAGACGAACGUAUAUGCCCCGCUUGCCUGCAAUGCGAGUGCGCGCAGCAUAUCGCAUGUCGGGCGUCCGCGGUAUAGGCAGCCUAGUUUAUAUGCAAGAACGCGGCCUCGGGCCGUUGCAGCUAUCAAACAAGCAUCCCGGCGAUCUAGAAGCGUUCGGGAGUAAAGGUGGUCUUGCACGGCUCGGUUAUUUGGAAGAUUGAAGGAAGGUUUCGAUAGUGGGUUUUGUUGGUCGCACAGCAUGUGAACAUGUGCUGUGGGUCAUCUCCGUUGAAUGUACUAUCCACAAGUAAAGGGCAACGGUCUACCAGCCAGCAGGAUGCUGCAAUAUAAACUGUGCUCCGCUGCAGAACUGAUAGCCUCUAAACAC